AUGCCUGAUGCGGCUACAGCUGCUGUGCCCCAGCGCGAGUCCAUCUGGACGCUGUUCAAGCAACAGCGUCUACCGGCGUGGCAACCCAUCUUGACACCGUUGCACUCGAUUCUGUGCCUCUUUGCGGUCGCAACUGUAUGCUUUCCGCUGAGCCUGUCGCUCUUUCAAGCGAACGCGUCUGCAGCAGACAUUACGGUGCGCUACGACAACCAGCAGCAAUGUUCGUUUGGGUACAACAACACAGGUGCCUUUCGGUAUGAGACGUCACCAGAGAGCGUGUGGCAGACGGGAUGCAUAACGGAUGUCUCAUUCCGCGUAGACAAGCACCUUAAAGCCCCUGUGUAUGUCUACUACGGCCUUGACAACUUCUACCAGAACCACCGUCGGUUCUCCAAGUCCAAAAGUGACGCCCAGCUGGCCGGGCAGCACGUCUCCGCUGCGGCCAUUGCCUCUGCCACGUCACCUCUCACGUACCCCGGUGAGUUGUGCCAUGCUGGCGAUCGAGGAAUUCGCCUCUUGGACACCUUUUAUCACUACAGCGAUUUCGUGUAUGUACCAGCUGGACUGAUACCAUGGUCUAUGUUCAACGACACGUUCACCCUGUACCACGUCACUCACCACGAGGCCAGCGCUGCGACGGCACCGGCGCUGCGGCUAAUCUGCAACGGCAGCGCCUUUUCGCGCUUCACCAACGAGCCGCUUGAGGAUGCCGGCCGCUGCCACAAAAAAGGCAUUGCCUGGACGUCGGACGCAAAGGUCAAGUACAAGAAACCGUACUUCCCCCCGCCGUCGUCGCCGCAACCCGUAUGGAGCGCACCACAGUGGGCCUACGAGGCCGAGGACGGCGAUGUGAACCCCAGCCCUCCUUCCCGCAUGCCGUCCGACAACGCCUAUUUCAACAAAGGCUGGUACGCCGGUGAGCCUGGCCACCGCAUCCCGGUCACGACGGACGAAGACUUGAUGGUCUGGGCACGCGUGGCGUCGCUGCCCAAGUUUAGGAAGCUGUAUCGAGUCAUUGACGAAGACCUGGUACCGGGCACAUAUCUGAUGCGCAUCCACGAGCAUUUCGACGCGGCCAGCUUCGGCGGCGAAAAGAGCUUCUCACUAGCGACAAUGUCAUGGCUUGGUGGCCGUAACAGUUUCAUGGCGUGGAUGUACUUGGUCAUCGGUGUCGUCUCAACCGUCAGCGGCGUAUCAUUUCUGUGCAUUUACCACUGGUACGGCGACCGAGCUUUGUUCGCCCUGGCGACGCUACUGAAGGGCGAUUAA
This is a messenger RNA of Leishmania braziliensis MHOM/BR/75/M2904, 1269 nucleotides long. RefSeq lists its product as hypothetical. Lineage: Eukaryota; Euglenozoa; Kinetoplastea; Trypanosomatida; Trypanosomatidae. Gene Ontology annotation, cellular component: Golgi apparatus; endoplasmic reticulum; plasma membrane. The transcript has a single exon. Bases 1 to 1269 code for a protein of 422 amino acids. The record is from RefSeq and is a predicted model, not a curated record.